AUGCCCAAGCGCCUGAUGCGGGCGACGGCAAUUUUCGCGCCACUGUGCCCCGACGCAAUAUUGAGCAGGCGUCAGUCUGAACAAGAUGUGUAUGAGAUGACAAAAGACAGGAAUCUGUAUAAUAAUCUAAUAACAAGCUUAUUUCCAAGCAUACACGGGAACAAUGAAGUGAAACGAGGAAUAUUACUUAUGUUAUUUGGAGGAGUCGCUAAAACUACUAUUGAAGGUACCACACAUCGUGGUGACAUCAAUGUAUGUAUAGUGGGAGAUCCGAGCACUGCUAAGUCACAGUUAUUGAAACAAGUCAGUGAGAUGACACCCCGUGCUGUCUAUACUAGUGGCAAAGCAUCAUCUGCAGCCGGUCUCACUGCGGCUGUUGUUAGGGACGAGGAGUCAUUCGACUUUGUGAUAGAAGCGGGCGCACUGAUGUUAGCCGAUAAUGGUGUGUGCUGUAUUGAUGAGUUUGACAAGAUGGACCCCGGAGACCAGGUUGCCAUACACGAGGCCAUGGAACAGCAGACCAUAUCCAUUGCUAAGGCAGGAGUAAGAGCAACUUUAAAUGCUAGAACUUCAAUAUUAGCUGCGGCCAAUCCUGUAGGUGGUAGAUAUGACCGUGCGAAGUCUCUGCAGCAAAAUGUAGCUCUCAGUGCACCUAUCAUGUCCCGGUUUGAUCUAUUCUUUAUACUAAUAGAUGAGAGCAGUGAAAUGGUUGAUUAUGCCAUUGCAAGGAAAAUAGUGUACUCUAGAGAAGAUCUGUUGAGAUAUAUUGCUUUUGCGAGAUCAUUCAAGCCGUUUAUCACUGAAGAAGCAGGGAAGCUACUAGUGGAAUACUACACAGUGCUGCGGGGGCGAGACGCGGGCGGGGCGGGGGCGGGGGCGGGGGCGUGGCGUAUCACAGUACGUCAGCUGGAGUCACUCGUGAGGCUCUCAGAAGCCGUCGCCAAGUUGCACUGCAGCGGUGCUGUCACUGAACAUCAUGUACACGAAGCUUACAGGUUACUAAACAAAUCUAUAAUCCGAGUUGAGCAACCUGAUAUACAUUUAGAUGAAGAUGAUCCUCAGUGGGAACCCAUGAUGGAGGUUGACCAAGACCCAUCUACAGCCACCACUGGUGAGUAUCCUGAUGUCGGUGGCUCAGGGUCAUCUGGAAAGAAGAAACUAACUUUAUCAUUUGAAGAAUACAAAUCUCUAAGUGUCAUGCUUGUUGUGUUUAUGAGGAAAGAAGAAAGCGAAGCAGAAUCUAGAGGUGAGGAGAGCGCAGGUAUGCGUAAGAGUGCAGUAGUAAACUGGUAUUUAGAGCAACUGGUGACACAAGGACAGAUAGAAAAUGAAGACGAGUUGGUUGAAAGGAAAGUUCUGGUUGAAAAAGUUAUUGAAAGGCUCAUGUAUCAUGAUCAAGUUAUUAUACCUUUGACAACCACUGGUCUAAUAGCGACUCAGAAAUCAUCAGAACAAGAGAUAGAAGACGAUCCAUUAUUAGUCGUCCACCCAAACUUCGUUGUGGACGUAUAA
This is a messenger RNA of Papilio machaon (common yellow swallowtail), 1512 nucleotides long. Its product is annotated as DNA replication licensing factor Mcm6. Gene Ontology annotation, molecular function: single-stranded 3'-5' DNA helicase activity; ATP binding; single-stranded DNA binding. Lineage: Eukaryota; Metazoa; Arthropoda; Insecta; Lepidoptera; Papilionidae. The record is from RefSeq and is a predicted model, not a curated record. Gene Ontology annotation, cellular component: MCM complex; nucleus. Gene Ontology annotation, biological process: mitotic DNA replication; double-strand break repair via break-induced replication.